AUGGAUACCUCAGUUACAUUAUCGCCAACAUCAAUAAAUAUAAAUAAACAAAUGGAAAAUGAAUACAAUCUAGCUUUGAAAUUGUUUAAGAAUAAAAAUUUUGAAAAAUCAUUCAAUUUAAUUCAUUCAAUUUAUCAAAAAUCAUUCAUUGAAUUUUCAAAAUCAUUAAUUUCAGAAAACUUGUUAAUCAAAAUAAUAAAUUUAUAUCUUGUUGAGAUCGGAUUAGUUGUUAGAGAUAAAUUAUUAAACCAGAUUCUGUUGAAUGUGGCAUAUAAUGCAAUAAGUUCUAAUGAGAUUAAAAAUCACUUGAUUUCGACCUGGUCAAACAAUAUCCCAAAUGAAAUAUUAUACAAUUUUCAUUUAUUAUUGAUAACUAAUCCAGAAUUGAUACAUAAUAAAGAAGAAUAUUUGAAUGAGAUAAAACAAUUAAGUUAUAAUUUAACUGUAGAUAAAUAUUCUAGUCAAUUUUUAAAUUUGAUAAAAUUUGAAAUAUACCCAUAUUUUGACAAAUUUGAAGAAUCAAGGAUAUUAAUUGGUGAUAACCAAAAUGAAUUAAAUAAAAUAGAUAAAAUAGAGCAAUUUAAAAAGGAUACUUUGAUUGAAAAUGAACGAAAACGUAAAGAAUUCGAAAAAUUAAAACUUGAAAAGGAGAAACAAGCAAGAGAAUUGCAAACACAGCAUGAACUAGAGAAUACAUUGAAAUACAAAUCAAUAAAGGAAAUACAAAGAAGCUAUUCAAAUGAGAAAGCUGCUCGUCCUGCUGAACCACAACAAGAUCAAUUAAAACAAAAAUUAAUGUAUAUAUACUCAAUAUCAAAGGAGUACUUGAUGAAGAACUACUUAUUCCUUUUUGUUUUAAUUGCUUUGAUUAUAGUAUCAACAAGGUUCCUCAAAGGUGUUAAUGUUAGAGAGAAAUUGAUUGAAACUGUUAAAAUGGCCUUUAAAUUUAGUUAUAUUUAA
Molecule: messenger RNA, 960 nt
Organism: Insectozyma verbasci
Lineage: Eukaryota; Fungi; Ascomycota; Pichiomycetes; Serinales; Debaryomycetaceae
Source: the annotation of a GenBank genome assembly